CGGAGAAGAUAACAGUCGUCCCCAUAGAGACAGGCUCCGACAACAGGACUACCGGGACACCGUUAGACAGCCUCCGAGGCGAUGACAGCCUCGGUAUGAAACACAAGGCUUGUGGAUACUAACAAUUCAACCGAAAACUUCCUUUUAGGUUCGCGUUUGUCUUCUUUUUUAUCGGAUUAACGGAGCAUCAAGAAGACGGAGCCGUUUAUCCCGACGAGGCCGGAGAUUUGUGUCGCUGAGGCGGGGAGGAGUCCGUGUGUUGUUCCACCGUCAGGCCUCGACAUGUCGGCGUUUUAACAACACCCCCCAUCUCGGCUUGUGGGUUGAGGAGCAAAUGCACUUUUAAAGAGGAUGGAUGUGGAGGUGAGUGCUGGCAGGGACAGCACCUGGAGGAGGGCAGCAGCAGCAGGAGGAGGAGGAGGAGGAGGAGGAGAUGAUGCCGGAGGCGGAGGAGGAGGAGGCAUCGAGGCUCAGGUCGUACCACUGGAGCUGUACGACUCUGCAAGAGCCAAAAUAGACGCAAAUCUCCGCUGGCUGUUUGCCAAAGCUUACGAUCACAUCCCCGCAGACCUGCGGGACCCCUUCUACACAGACCAGUAUGAGCAGGAACACAUCAAGCCCCUCAUUAUUCGCCUGCUGCUGUCUGGAGAGCUCUACUGCCGGGUGUGUGGGCUCAUCCUGCCCGCCGAGCAGGCUGCCUCACUCCAAAGCCACCAGUCUGUCAUCCAGGCCCUGUCCAGGAAAGGCAUCUACGUCCUGCAGGCAGACAAUUCGCCUGUCUCGGAUCUGGACCUCAGCUCGGCUCCCAUCAAGAUGAGCUCCCACAUCCACCUCAUUGACGCCCUGAUGAUGGCUUACAUCGUGGAGAUGAUCAGCAUAGAGAAAGUGGUGUCCAGUGUCAAGCGCUUCGCCAACUUCAGUGCCUCCAAGGAGCUGCCUUUCGACCUGGAAGACGCGAUGGUCUUUUGGAUCAACAAGGUGAACGUAAAGAUGAGGGAGAUCGUGGAAAAAGAGCUGAAAAUUAAGCAACAACUGCUGGAGUCACCCAGUCACCAGAAGUCUCCCUCCAAAUGGUACUGGAAGCUUGUACCUGUGCGUUACCGCAGAGAUCACCUGUCGGGUCGGGUGCUUCAGCACUUCCCUUUGCUGGACGACCUGGUGAAGGAUGUGUGCGACGGCACGGCUCUGCUGGCUGUGAUCCACUUCUAUUGCCCAGAACUCAUUAGACUGGACGAUAUCUGUCUGAAGGAGGUCCCCUCCAUAGCAGACAGCGUGUACAACAUCCAGCUACUACAUGAGUUUUCUAACGAAUACCUGAACAAGUGCUUCUAUCUGAAGCCCGAAGACAUGUUGUAUUCUCCACCGGUACUAAAGAAUAAUAUGAUGGUCUUCAUCGCUGAGCUCUUCUGGUGGUUUGAGACGGUGAAGCCAGAGUUUGUGCAGCCCAGGGACCUUCAGGAAAUCAGAGAUGUGAGAUUACUGCUGCAGCCGAAGAGUUCACGACCCCAUGCUCCCAUCUCCGGCGUCACCAAACGUAGUUUCCUGACAUCAUCGAACUCCGCUGACACCUUGACCACACCCACGAGCCCUGACCUCAGCACUAAACCACGUCCAUUAAGCCCAUCUCACUCUUUGCUGCCCCUGAGACAGAGACAUCAGAAAGUGGCUGACGAGAGCACUUCAGAGCUCAGAAACAGGUCCAGCACUAUGACACGUACAGAUGGACAGCAUCAGGGCUCAAUACUGGCCUGGCCAGAGAGGAGGCAGAGGCCUUUAUCCCAGCCGGUGCCCUACGCCCUGCAUGGUCUCCUGGAGGAUGAUGCAGACAGCAUCAGCCUCGCUCGCUCCAUCAGCAAAGACAGCUUGGCCUCCAACAUAACGAGCAUCACCCCCAAACACAUGCUGGGGCCAGGCCCCCCGCUGGCUCAGCACAGACUCAGUGGUCAAAGCCUGCUCAGUCACAUGCGCAUCGAGGACGAGGAGGAGGAAAUAGAAGAGGAGGAGCUGGUUGCGGUCAUCCAUCCUUCUGCUUUUUCUCGUCAUCGACUCGGGAGUGACAUGGAGCAGGAUGAGCUGGAAAUCCAGAGUGCAGCCCCCACCUCGAGGGUUUCUAAUACCCGUUGCUCUCCCCGCCUUGACAUGGGUCCCUUUAGUCCCGAUCACCAGGCAGACGGCUACUUUCUUGAACCUCUGAUGCCUGCAAUCCCUAAGCCAGCCAAAGAGAAGAGCAUCAGCUUGAACAAGGAGGAGGAGAGUGGCGAGAGUCGUUUUAGAGGAGCAGCAGCUGCUAGGAAAGCAUCCGCCAAUGUCCCAAACACCUCGCAGAGGAAAGCCCCUGUGGUUGAGUCAAACAGAAGCACCUUUAUGCCCAUACCUGUCGCAGAAUCAGCCCCGAGCUCUCUCAGGCCACCCACAGAGGGGUCAAUAGGCGUCUCUCAGUCUGGGAAGAAACAACCACAUGGGUUUUUCCUCCAUUUGUCAGGAGAGCCAGAGCGCCAAAGUGCUUACUCCACUUUGCUGGAGGUAGGGCAUGACUCCGACUCAGACAUUGCAGACCUCGAGGAAGACGAGGAGGACGACGAUCAGAUGGAGCUGACUAAAGAGGUGGCGAAGAGAGGAAAGGGGAAUUACUCAGAGGAGGGAGAGCUUUGUGAAUGUGGAGAGGGAGAGGGCGAGUCAGCCAAACUGGGAGAAGACUUGAAGGUUAGUGAGCGGGACGAUAAGGAAGACUGCAGUGGACGCUCCAGCCCUUGCCUCAGCACCGUAUCCUGGGCGAGCAGCUGCAGCGCAUCAGGCAGCACCAGUGUUAAGAUGACCAGCUUUGCAGAGAGAAAGCUGCUUAAACUUGGCCUCCGUGAUGGAUUCUCGAGUACCAGCAGCUCUCAGAAGACCACGCCAGAUGGCUCUGAGGUUGCCCCCUGCCCUCCCUGGCAACUGAGGAGUGACAGCACCCCCAGCUGGGUAGGGAAAGAGCCUAUUUCUGUGUUAGGGAAAAAUAUGGUGGUCAGUCCAUCAGUCGUGCCUUCAGAGCUGCUGCAACUUCACAUGCAGCUAGAAGAGCAAAGACGCGCUAUUGAGUAUCAGAAGAAGAAGAUGGAGACCCUCUCAGCACGGCAGCGACUAAAGCUAGGCAAAGCUGCUUUCUUGAACAUUGUAAAGAAGGGUGGAGGGAAGAGUGACACACUUCCUCUGCCCCUGAAACACUCUGAAUCCGCAGAACUAGCUAAAAGGAGUAGAGUGAAGACCCAGUCCUGCAAGGAUGACUCCUGUCUCGAUGCUCUGAAGGGCCAGGCGACGGCAGGUCAAACAGAAGGAGGCCAGGCAAAAAGACAGAACAGGUUGAACUCCCAGUCCCAGGAUAACGUGGCUGAACCCGAUUUGAACGAGUGCUCCCACUCCAUAGACCUGCUCAACGAAGCCAUUAGUUCCAUUCAGCACCAGAUGAUGCAGCUCUCUCUACAGCAAGACCUGCUGAUGAAGCGUGUGGUGUCACCGCCAGAACGUGUCGAAUCAAGCCCGAGCACAACCCCCAUCAAAACACAAUCACCGUCCUCUACCUCAGACUCCAGGUCCUUUGCAGUUCACUUUGUAGACAUCGGCGGUGGCAUCUCUGCUCCUGCUCGACGUCCUCCAAAGCUUAGCUCCAGCCAACGCAGCAAAGCCUCGGAGCAGAAACAGAGCAGAGACAACAGCAAGACGGUUUCCAUCAAGUCCCCCAGAGAAAACCCUUGUGGAGACCAGAAGAUAGAGAGUAUUGUUGAGAGCUCCAAGGUCGAGAGAAACAUUCAGAGAAACACCACCUUCAGAGUUCAUGAUGAUGGCAAUCAACACAGCAGCGGAGAGGAAACUGGGUGCCUCUUGGACAAAACACAACCACAGGACCUACAAGGCAUGUCCAGUACAUCGACGUCUCCUUCACAGGCUGCAGAAGAAGAGGAGAACAAUGUUGCCAACUCAGGGAAAGAGGCCACGGGCGCUGAUGAGAAUACCAGGGUCAAGGGUCAGCUGAUUGAGGUCGCACUGGAGGAUGGAAGCGCAGAUGUUAUAGUAGAGAGCGAGCAGAAGAAUGUGAUAGGCUUCUUCUUUAAGGAUGACGAGAAAGCAGAGGACGAAAUGGCAAAGCGUCGCGCCGCCUUCCUCCUCAAACAGCAACGCAAAGCCGAAGAGAGCAGACUACGCAAACAGCAGCAAGAAGCCGAGAGCGAGCUCAAACGCGACGAAGCCAGGCGCAAGGCAGAGGAGGAUCGUGUCCGUAAGGAGGAGGAGAAGGCGCGGCGAGAGCUUAUUAAGCAGGAAUACCUGCGGAGGAAGCAGCAAGCGUUGAUGGAGGAGCAGGGUCUGGUCAAGCCUCGCCCACGGACUAAAUCCCGCAGGAGCAGGCCUAAAUCACUACACCGCGAAGAGUCAAACAGCCUCUCCAAAGCAUCCGCCACACGUAAUUCUCUGAAGGUGUCCAUGUUGAUCAAAGCGAAGGGCUCAGCAGCAGCUGAACUGAGCUGCAGUCAUCGAGGAUCGACGCUCUCUUUGGCGACCGAGGCGGACAGCGUCAUCUCUGGAGGGGCAGAGUCACAGAGGGCUGGAUCUGUGUGCUCUAUGGAGUCCUUCCCCAUGCUGAGCAGAGCGUCCAGCAGGAACUUUGAGAGGGACUGGGAGAACGGAUCUAUAGCCUCUUCCAUCACUUCCAUGGAGUACAACGGUCCUAAACUCUUCAAGGAGCCGAGCUCCAAGUCCAACAAGCCAAUCAUCAUCAAUGCCAUCGCUCACUGCUGUCUGGCUGGAAGGGUUAAUGAGAGCCAGAAGAAUGCUGUCCUGGAGGAGCUGGAAAAGUGCGAGUCCAAUCACCUGAUCAUCCUCUUCCGCGACGGCGGGUGCCAAUUCCGCGCCAUUUACUCAUACUCGCCGGACACGGAAGAGAUCGUCAAGUUCACGGGCACAGGGCCGCGCACCAUCACCCGGAAGAUGAUCGACAAGCUCUACAAAUACAGCUCGGACCGCAAGCAGUUCACCGUCAUCCCUGCCAAGUCUGUGUCGGUCAGCGUGGACGCCCUGACCAUCCACAAUCAACUCUGGCAGGUCAAGAGACCGGGGAGUGCGCGGAGGAAGUGAGACGGAGAAAACACCCGUUACAGUUUGUGUUCUACUGUUGGGCCGGACCCAAUAAUCUCUGAGAUGAUUGACAUGUGAUCAUGUGACAGGACGGAUUAGGUGUUCUUAUUAACGGAGAUGUCAGUCUGAGGCAGAGCGAGAUUACGAAACACCUGCCAGCUGAAUGCUCUAACGUUAUUUUUUUGGUUUUCUUUGGUCUCGUUAGCUUUUUACCCUGCAUGUCACACUCUUACGUUUUGAUUUGUGGGUACGUCCGACAUGAUUAAGGCGCUGAUUUUCAUGUAGCAGUGACGAGAUUGGACCUUGGAGAAUACCACUGAAUUUACUCGCAGUAAGUAGCAAGCACACUACUGAUACGAAGAGCGACUACUGACGGGGCAUCAGUGAACACAAGACGAUGUCUUGUGGAGUUAAAGCUACUUCAGCUUGGCAAAAAAAAUAACCUACUGCUGUGAUUAAUCCAGGCUCCACGUACAGAGCCCCUAUUAUUCACCAGUAACUACUACUGGUCAGUGCUUUUAUGAGGAGGGAGCUUUGAACAAACUUUUUUAUGUAAGUAUGGAAUGGAUGUUAGUGAGUGGUAACGUCCAGUCUUGUUUUCUAUCUAGUGUGUUUGGGGAAGCGUGUGAGUCGUCGUGUCAGGGGUGGGGAGAGCUGAAUGCUUGUGCGUCCUGCUCUGAAUGUGUUUUCUCACUCUCUUGAUUAUGCUUUAAAACGUUUGUCAUGCAACAGAACAAUGGAGCAAAGCAAACUUUUUAUUUUUAAUUUUUUUGUUUUGGGGAGCCGUGCUGCUGCUGCUACAGUGGAAGAGAAUUCAUGUUUUUACAGUGGGGGGAAAUUAUACUAGUAUUUAUCCCAAACAGGAAGCGCUUUUGAGACUCUUGAGUGCAUUAUUACCUUUUCAGUAGUGCAUUAUAUUGUAUUAACUUCAUACUAAUAUUCCACCACGUACACGAGCCAUCCGAGAUCCCUCGCAGGCUCAUAUCGCUGUACCAAAAUGAACCGAGCUAUGCCACCGAGCUGUUCUGCUGCUCAUUAUCUGCUCGCAGGAUUCUGGGGAGAUGUACGAUUUUAAUGUAGCUUCUGGCACUAAACACUAGUAAUUUCACUGUAAUGACCGACUGUCAGCAGCUGGUAUAAUGUGGGGGAGGGGAAACUGCACAAUACUUGAUAUUUGUUUGCUGCAUUUUGUACAUUUUUGAGUAGUAUUUUUUGUACGUUACGUACAAGUUAUGUUUACUAAAAAAAAAAAGCAGGCACUAUUUUGAAGUUUAUUCUUUAUGUUACAGGCUUUCGGAGAUGUUAUGAGUCUUAUUUCAUUGCGUUACACUGUAUGUUUAUUUAUUUUGAAGAGAUAUAAUAAAAUGCAACUAGGUAUGUUUUCUGAUGAAA
Molecule: messenger RNA, 6498 nt
Organism: Larimichthys crocea (large yellow croaker)
Lineage: Eukaryota; Metazoa; Chordata; Actinopteri; Sciaenidae
Gene: camsap1a
Product: calmodulin regulated spectrin-associated protein 1a
Exons: 20
Coding region: 352-5106 (1584 amino acids)
Biological process (GO): negative regulation of microtubule depolymerization; neuron projection development; cytoplasmic microtubule organization
Cellular component (GO): microtubule minus-end
Molecular function (GO): spectrin binding; microtubule minus-end binding; calmodulin binding
Source: RefSeq, a predicted model, not a curated record